Molecule: messenger RNA, 615 nt
Organism: Amblyraja radiata (thorny skate)
Lineage: Eukaryota; Metazoa; Chordata; Chondrichthyes; Rajiformes; Rajidae
Product: protein rapunzel-like
Exons: 1
Coding region: 1-615 (204 amino acids)
Source: RefSeq, a predicted model, not a curated record
AUGAAGGAGGCAAGGGCAACGAUGGGGCUGUUCCAGGAUAGAGCCGUGUUCGCCACCACGGCCGGUGUGUUGAAAGAAAUCUUCCAGGUGGGCGGCAUCAUUCUGAAGCUGGUGCUGGGAAAACGGGAGAGCGAGGAGCUGAUCUAUAUGAAGGAGCAGUUCCAGGCCGUCAGGAACCAACUGGAUGUGAUUUCUGAUCAGAUCCGGCAGGUGUUGUGGGAGAUCGAGAGGAGCACGAUCAACAACCAGUACUUCCCCAUCGAGGAGAACCUCAAGAACCAGUUCCGCAAAUACAUGGACAUCCUGAGAUCAGCGCCCGAAUUCCGCGACAAGGAGCGAGACGAGUUCCUCGCCCACUUCGACGUGACCAAAGGCGACCAGAACCUGCACACGCUCUUCGACGCGGUCAUGGGCUUCCCCGCCGUCUUUGGGAAGCCCAUCCAGGAGACAGCCAUGAGCUACGACCAAAGGAACCGGCGCCUGAUGGAAAGCACGUGUGGCCGGCUGAAGGAGCUCUUCUGCAUCGGUCUGAUCGCUCUCCAGGGCCACGCCGCCGUCACCGGCAACGACGUGGAGGCGUUGAAGGAAGAGUGGAACCAGAAAUGGCACAAGUAG